GUUCUCACGUCGAGCUGUCUCGGUCACCCCGGUCCGGGUCUACAAGAACUCCGGCUUUCCAAGCGGACGAGGGGGAGAGAGACUGACCGCAGAUUCAACUCUUCUUUUUUUUUAAUAAACUUUCUGUCCGCAGUUCUGCAGAUCAGCAUCGGCACCAUGGGGAAAGGCUGUGUGACGGCGAUCAAGUACUUCCUGUUCCUCUUCAACGUCAUCUUCUUUCUGUUUGGGGCUGUCAUCAUGGGCAUUGGACUGUGGCUCCUCCUGGACAAUCAGAGCUUCAUAACCGUCCUACAAUACUCCUCCAUGGGCCUGAAGGUGGCGUCCUAUGUCCUGAUUGGAGUUGGGGCUCUCUCCAUGCUGAUGGGUUUCCUGGGCUGCCUGGGGGCCAUCUACGAGAUCCGCUGUCUCCUGGGCCUGUACUUCACUUGCCUCCUGCUGACCCUCAUCGCUCAAGUCACAACAGGUGCCAUCAUCUACUUCCAGAAAGACCUGGUAAAUCAGGAGAUGUCCAAUAUUGUAACCAUAGUCCUGGACAACUACCCUGGCAAGAACACGACCACCGAACAGGCCUGGGACUUCAUCCAGCGCACAAUGGAGUGCUGUGGGUGGACUGGGAGACUGGACUGGAACAGCAACAUGGUGAUCGUCAACAGCUCCCAGCUGCUGUUCCCCUGCUCCUGUCAGAACAUCUCCAUGGCCACAGGCAACUUCUCCGACAGUGGCUUCUGUGAGGCGCAGACCCCUGAUUGGCCCGUGUAUGACAUGGGUUGUUCGGCCAGUGUGGAGGGCUGGCUCCUCACCAACCUGGGGGGGAUUCUGGGCAUCUGCCUCGGUGUGGCUGUGAUUGAGCUGCUGGGAAUGAUUCUGUCCAUCUGCCUGUGUAAAAGUGUACAUACAGAAGACUACACCAAGGUACCGAAGUACUGACGCUCCGUGGUGCCGAGCACAGCCACACCGCCCACCUGCAGGCGGAGCGAGAGACGUGAAAGAGAAAAUGGAAGUGAAGCGUUUUCCCCCUGUGUCGGGUGAAAUAUUUUGUCCAAAUGUAAAAAACGUGUAUGCUUCUUUUGUUGUAUUUCUUUAGGCACUUCCAGUUUGGUUUUCCUUUUUCGUUUUUUACCGCGUCGUGUCCCUGGAGCACCUCGGAGUUUUUGUUUUGGCGUUUCGUAUCCCGGAGCGGUUCGGAGGCAAAUCAGGUUCUCAAGACCGGUCGUAAGAAAAGCCCGGUAAAACGAACCGACAACGUGAGGAGCACGAGGCGAGAUGGACUCGGGGGGGGGGGGUAUCGGGGUCAGAAAAGGGUUCACAUUAAGUAGAGUAUUCUACUCUAUUCUACUCAUAGUACUCUAGUCCAGUGGUUCUCAAUCUUUUUGGGGUCCUGGACCCCCUGCGUAUUUUUGAUCUACCCUGAGGACCCCUCCACCUGAUCUUGGGGGAGGGGGGUUGCAAUUUGAUAGAAACAGUAGAAACUGCAUUUUAAAUUGCAUUAUAGCAUUUAUUCACUCUUUGGGGCACAAAUAAGAGCUUUCAGUUGUAACUUAGAUAUAGUUAACAAAACAGAAUUCUUAUGCAGUAACUUUCAGAUAUAUGUAACAAAACAGAAUAUGUAUUCAGUAACUUUCAGAUAUAUGUAACAAAACAGAAUAUGUAUUCAGUAACUUUCAGAUAUAUGUAACAAAACAGAAUAUGUAUUCAGUAACUUUCAGAUAUAUGUAACAAAACAGCAUUUUUAUGCAGUAACUUUAUGCGAGAUCUCUUAUUAAAAUACACUAAAUUACACUUGUGAAACAGAUGUAAUUAGAGAAAACAGUCCUGUUACCCUUUAUAGUUUAGGUAGAUAAAGGUCUCAGUCACAUUUGAGUAAAAUAAUCCUAUUUCUAUAAAUGUCAUAGGAUUUUUUUUUUAAAGAGAUUUUAUUUUCACGGACCCCUUGCAAUUACACCACGGACCACUAGGGGUCCGCGGACCUCCGGUUGAGAAACACUGCUCUAGUAUACUUAUAGUACCCUAUUAUACUUAUAGUACUCUAUUAUAGUACUCUGUUCUGUUCCUUAAGCUCUCCUGUAGUUCGGGUUUCGUUUCAGUUGAAGCAGAAAUGUUGUUUUACCUCCACGAGAGACAGAAUCUGAACCGGCUCCAAGACUGGAGAAUCCAUCCACACGUGUCUUUACAUGACCCCCCCGAGUCUGCUGAGCUGAUGAGUUAUUUCUUGUGCACUGUAUAUAACUUUACUUUACUUUAGUUUUAUAGCUUUUCUGAAUUGGAAUCCAAAACCAACCCCGCCAGUCUUUGUUGUCAAGCUGGUCCCUCCUUAUAUUUUCAGAAGGUACGUUUUUCUUUAUUGUCUGUAUUUUUUAUUUGAAGUUGUCACCAUGUUCGACGAGCAAUGGAAAUAAUGAGCUACUGAAGGCCGCAUCGAUUUGGAUUUCUGGUUUUCCGGAACGUUCGCGUUCAGUUUAAAUUUGUCUUUUAAGGGGAAAAAAAGUAAUUUUUUUAAGGAAAAUUUUUAAAAAAUUUUGUAAGAAUUUUUUUAAAAAAAAAUGUCCAUGAAGGGUUCUUCUGAUCAGACUGAGGUUUAUUCCACGCUUUCCUUGUACACAAGGGAACGCUGUGGUGAUACCAUCACCCAAUUUCCAACAACAAAAACGUAAAAAAUUAGAUGGAGUUGGAAAGAAUUUCCUAGAGAAACAAACCCAACUCGGAUCAGAGCGGGUGAGAGGUGGCAGAAGGGGAGAAGAAGCUCGUGCUUCUGAGGGGUGGGUUCCCCUUUCGGGCGACAUUUGUUUUUACUUUGUUUGGAAUACGUUUAUAUACAUUUUUAACGUUUCGGUGAAGCUGUUGUUUUUAUAAUGUAUAAAAUGUCCUCUACUUUUGAGUUUAUGUACAGUAUAUAUAAAAACCAUCCUAUUAACCUUCAAGUAAUUUCUAUUAGUCCCAUGUAAACUGGAAGAACUUGUGUUGGCUCGCUGCAUUAGUUCCUGUAAACUCACCACGACCCUUCGGUUUUGUUUUGCAAAUAAACUUGAUGCAGAGA
Molecule: messenger RNA, 3034 nt
Organism: Lampris incognitus (smalleye Pacific opah)
Lineage: Eukaryota; Metazoa; Chordata; Actinopteri; Lampriformes; Lampridae
Product: CD82 antigen-like
Exons: 9
Coding region: 157-927 (256 amino acids)
Cellular component (GO): membrane
Source: RefSeq, a predicted model, not a curated record